Molecule: messenger RNA, 1266 nt
Organism: Anopheles marshallii
Lineage: Eukaryota; Metazoa; Arthropoda; Insecta; Diptera; Culicidae
Product: neuronal acetylcholine receptor subunit alpha-5-like
Exons: 8
Coding region: 1-1266 (421 amino acids)
Biological process (GO): monoatomic ion transmembrane transport; chemical synaptic transmission; nervous system process
Cellular component (GO): synapse; neuron projection; membrane
Molecular function (GO): neurotransmitter receptor activity; extracellular ligand-gated monoatomic ion channel activity; transmembrane signaling receptor activity
Source: RefSeq, a predicted model, not a curated record
AUGGGAGUUGUUUCGUCAUUAAUUUUGAGUUUAUUAACACUUGCGCUUCUGUUGAAACCAGCUACACCCAUUCUUUGCAAUAAAACAACCGGCAAUGUGGAAAACGCUCUCAAACAACACUUGUUCUGCAAUGGAUACGAUCCAAAGAUACGACCUGCCAAAAGUGAUUUCGAUACGAUCAACAUAACAGUGACCUCCUAUUUAUUUAAAUUUGACGUUAUCGAGUACUCGAAAACGUUACAUGUUGAAAUGAUAUACGAGAUGAUGUGGCAAGAUACGACAUUACAAUGGAACGCUUCCGACUGGUCUAACAUUACUUUCUUGCUUCCCAACAACGAUGAAAUUUGGAUUCCACGGUUUGAGCAUGUUAAUUCCGAUUAUGAAGGUGAAUCUUCCCUAUCCUGCAACAAUCCCCACUGUGUGUUGUAUGACACAGGAAAAUUGGUCUGUGUACCAACUUGUCUACUCGACGCCAAAUGUUCGUAUGAUUAUUCACGUUGGCCCUACAAUACAAUGGGUUGUCAGACAUGGUUCUCGAACCAUGAUCAGGAACUCGUGGACGAAAUUAACUUCCUACCAUUUGAAACGUUUGUGGCAAAGGGGGCUGAUCCUGCUUCAGCCAAGUGGUGCAUUACAUCGUUUACAUCCAGCGCUACAAUGUUGAACAUUCCGGGAGCUACCAGACGAAACGUCAAGGCACUAAAAUUCGAAUUGGAACAUACGCCUCACGUAGUAUUGGUCGCGUUGUAUUUUCCUGGAUUUGGUCUAGUUAUGUUGAAUAUUUUCAUCUGCUGGUUGCAUUCUCUUGCGAGUGAGAAGAGGAAGAUUAUUUUGAUAUCUUUACUGUGCCAUUUCCAACUUGUUUGUGACAUAUCAGUUCGAUUCACAGAAGUGCCAGGAGCAGUGAUGUUUGGAAUCGCAUCGAUGAUAUUGACAUUGUUGUUGUUUGUGAUCACACUUAUCCUGCGUUGGAUGCACGAUCUUCAUACAACUCCGCCAAGAAUUCUCAUACGAUGGAUGAGAUCGCUGACAAGCAACCGAAUGAUGGAAUUGUUCGUUCAGACAGAAUAUCUCAGCCUCGGUCACAAACCAUCUGACUUUACGAGUUAUGUCGAGUUAAGAGACUGGCCAACCAUUGUGAAGUUCACCGACCGUUGUGUCUUUGUGUUGUACGUUUUCAUUUACUUACUGCUUUUUUGGAUAUAUGUGCCCAUGCAGCAUGUUAAACAUGAUUCAAAUGAUCCUUAUGCGCUUUGCGCUAGUUAA